Messenger RNA from Bombyx mori (domestic silkworm), 760 nucleotides. RefSeq lists its product as uncharacterized. Gene Ontology annotation, cellular component: extracellular region. Lineage: Eukaryota; Metazoa; Arthropoda; Insecta; Lepidoptera; Bombycidae. The record is from RefSeq and is marked provisional. Gene Ontology annotation, molecular function: chitin binding.
ACAGCUGGUCUGUUGGCGGACUGUCGUGGUGGUGUUUUUUUAAAGCUGUUUCACCAAAUUUCCUUGUACAAAAUGUUAGGUAAAGCCCUUAGUCUCUUGCUGUUGACCGGCGUCGUGUCCUGUGCUGAAAACGCUACAGAGAGCGUGUUCAGGACUUUUAACAAAGUCGAUCCCAACUCACUGUCGUGUGACCCAGCGGGACAUGUCUUCCUGCUUCUACCACACUUCCGUGACUGCUCGAAGUUCUACAUGUGCGCUCACGGGGAAGAAGUGGAAUUCAAUUGCAACGGCGGCUUGAUAUUCGAUUUCGAGUUGCAGACAUGCAACUGGAAAUGGGCUACGAAUUGUACCCUUCGUGUUGUGAAAGAGGACAUCGACACUGAAGGUUCGGGCUUGGGUUCCGGGGAAGAGACCAUCGGUAUAUUUGGUGAAGAAGUAGAAAACGGACCUAUAGAUAUCCUCACAGCAGACUCAGCAGGCACAGUGAGGCCGCUGUCUCCAAGUAAUUUGAGGUUCUUCAACCACGAGCUGAACUGCCACAGGGCUGAUGCUGCAGCGAAACAAGUGGCUUACAAGGGCGAUUGUCAGCGGUACUGGCGGUGCGUGGGCGGCGUGCCUCAAGCCAUGUACUGUACGGAUGGACUCUUCUUCAACGAGCUGACGCAGCAGUGUGACUUCGAGGCCAACGUCAAGUGCGGCGUGAUACCGGACGAGGAGCUACAAGGCGAAUUCAUUGUGUACAAAAACUAGGUUCAUUGCG